UGGCGCCGUGUGCCGCGGCUCUGAUCCGCUGUCAGUUGCCCGAGCCCUGUGCUACGGUUAGGACCGCACAUAAUCGUCACUUAUUAAACCGACGACUUAGCCGGAGCCGGCCACGGGUCAUCGCGCCGUGUCGUCUUCAGCAGCCGAGCCCGUCCUUCAGUCUCUCCUCGUUACGAGAUCAGGAACGGACGAGCGGAGUAUCCGAGAGAGGCGAAAGGCCAGCGAGAGCGAAUGUGAUCAACCGUAAUCCGACCUUCAUUCGCGAGGGAGAAUAGCUUCAGCGUGUCGUUAAACUGUUGUCGUCGUCGUCGUCGUCGACUGACAGCUGUCAAAAAUUUGCAAAAAUUGCAGCGGGGCUCGAAUCGAGGACGUUGUUGUUGGUGAUUCUAAAAUAUAUAUUUAUAUAUAUAUAUUCGUCUUUUGUGUCUCGUGGAGAAGAAGUGAACGUCGAUCGGGCUUCGAGCCUCGAAGAGUCCCCGAGGGUGGCGAAUAAACCCGGGGAGCUGCGAGCUGACGACGCGUCCAGGAUGAUCUGGUAGAAGAGAAGACGAACUUCCGAGUGUUCGAGAAAUGGCGUGCUGCAUAUCGGUCGACGUGACCGUCACGAGCACGGUGCUUCUCCUGCUGAUAGUGUUCCAGGCGACACUGGUCUGGGAGGAGACGCGCGGUGCUCCGGCGAAAAAGAGCGAAGUUCUCGCCGGCACGGAAUUUCUCUCUGUCUUCAUAAACGGUGCCAUGGCACCGACGCCGGGGCGCCGUCGAGGUUUCCGGCGCAAUCAGCACGUGACCGCGCCCAGGGAUGACAGCGCGCCAGCCGAGUCGCAUCAGCACGAGGCGUCCAUCUAUCGAAUAUCUCAAAAUCCUACUCGGUUGAUCUCGAGGCCGCAAACGGGCAAUCGCGACGACGUCGUGCGCUUCUAUCCUAUAAGCCAGAAAAGCCUGGAGCACCGGCAGCAGAACUUAGCGUCGUUGAUCGACGUCCUGAGCACGCCGGUCGACAUAAGCUCGACACGUCUGACACCGUCGAGCGCGACGACGAUGACGACGACGACGACGACGAGCGCGUCGCCGGUCCUCCGCGAUCAAACCUCGAGGUCGAACGGGACCGCCAGUGGAUCCAACAAAAUUGUUAGCCGCCAGAAGGUGAUCGGCGUGAGCGUCACGUCUACGGUCGAAGCUACCCCGUACAAGGUGCGCGUUGAGCAUUACGGCAACGCUGACUCCGCGGUGGUAACACGAUCACCACCGAGUUUGGAGUCUCCGGUGAACGGAGAAAUCGGCAAGGAAUCGACUAGAGGCACCAAUAGACCUUCCACGUUGCCGUCCACGACGACAACGACGACGACGACGACGACGACGACGACGACAACGACGACGACGCUGCCGCCGGUCCGAUUCGUCACCGAGGAGCUCAGCAACAUCGUCUCGGAGUCCAACAGAAGCGAGUUCUCCGUCGACGAGGACUCGCUGGGGACCAGCUGGCGCGGUCACGUGACCACGACGCCGCAUAUCGAGAAGAUCGCCGCGUUUGUAGAGGAGAAUGGGAAGAAUGAGGAGACCAACGAGACCACGCAGAUCGUUGACGCGAUCACCCUUCCGACGGAGGAGAAUUACGAGCUGCCUGUGGAGAACUCGGAACCGCGAGAGUCGAACGAGGAACUGCCGGAGGUGUCGUCGGACCGGCAGCUUCAAGGGCACAAGAUGGGACGUCACUACGACGCGCCGCUUUACAAUCGAUCAGGCCCGAAGCUCUACGGUCAAUCGUCCAAGACGUAUAAAUCCUUGCAACGUACUUACAACGAGCCUGCCAAGAUGUACAGCGAACCGGCCAAGGUCUACAGCGACCCUGAACGAGUGUAUGGAGAGCCGGCUAAGGUGUAUAGUGAACCCGCAAAGGUCUACAGCGAACCGGCCAAGGUUUACAGCGAACCCGCCAAGAUCUACAGCGAACCCGCAAAGAUCUACGGUGAACCGGAAAAGAUCUACUCCGAACCGUCCAAGAUCUACUCGGAGCCGGCGAAGGUUUAUUCCGAGCCGGCCAAAAUUUACUCGCAGCCGGCUAAGAUAUACGGCGAACCUAGCAAGGUGUACGACUCCGAGGGCCAACCGGUGAAUCGGCAACAGCAGGGUGGUGAACCAGACGAGCAAAAUUACGAAAUCGACGAAUCGGUCAGCGUCGGCAGCAACGGUAAUGUUCACGGACCUCAGUUGGUCGUCACGGAAGAGACUCCGGGUGCGUCCGAGGACGGACACAAGGUCGGCUACGUUGUCGAGGGCAGGAACUAUAGGAAGUACAGGGUCGAGGAGAGGACACCCGACGGCUUCAUCGUGGGCGAAUACGGUGUCGUCAGUCACGAUGAUGGUUCGUUGCGCGGUGUCAGAUACACCGCUGAUGGAACCAUCAAUCCGCAGCUGAUCUACGACGCUCUGAUGAAGUUUCUCUCUCUGUGAACAAAAUCAUAUCGAUAAUGUAGUAGGAAGAGAAGGAUGAAGGUGGACGAGAGGUGGCUUCGGCGACGUCGUCGACGAGACGAACACGACUGAUUCUUUUGCUCUUGCCAACUCAACUGCCUCAACAAUUAAUUUUAAGGACGAUAUUUUUUUUUAGGAUCUAAGGAUGAGCCUGUUCGACAACGAGGCGACUUGUUGCGCGUAUCACUGAACCGAGGACCGAAAGGUCGACCGAAACCGACGUACGAAAGUCGAAUCUCGAUGUUCAGAUUCUGAUUGCGAAAUGCUGACAGAUGAAAGUUAUUCUUUGGACGGCGAAAGUACGAACUUUUGUGCGCGGUGCUGCUCGAUGGCCUUUGACGAUUGUGGCAACCGAUCGAAGUGGUUGUCGAAUGUUAUGGUUUUCUUACGGGUUAUUCGCAAAGGUUCUCGAAGCGAGAACGAAACCGUUACAAUGUUUCUGGUGCGUGAGAGCUUGCACUUGAGUGACGACACGCAUCGAUUAUCUUGUACGAUUUUCAAUUAUAACGUCAACAGAAUUAUUCAUUUUGGAGUUUCUAAUUUUUUUUAUACAUUAUACGAUACUUUGGUAUUUUAAAAAUAGGAUAAUAAAUUGAUAAUAGCCGCUUCAUUAUUUUGAUUAGAUAAAUAUGUGAAAAUUGCAUGUUUGGAAAAAAAGAGAUAUACGAAAUGCAUGACAAAAUGUAUAAUCCCAGUGCGAUAUCAGCACAACUAUAUCUCGGAAGCUUUUAUUUUGACAGAUUUUUAAAUAUGCAUUUAUGUAUAUGUUUGCAAUUGAAUGUUUUAUAGAUAAAGAAAAAUUAUAAUCAUACCUUUGUCGAAGAUAAUAUCCGCGGCAAACUCGCGAUUCUUAAUCUCUGAUAUCCGGUAAAAAAAUAAUCUAUCGAAGCACAUCAAAAAUAUUCUAAGAAGUUAAAAUAACGGCAUAUUUUAAUAUCUUUAUUCUAUGAAAAGAUUUAUAUUGCAAUACUAAAAA
Molecule: messenger RNA, 3448 nt
Organism: Nylanderia fulva
Lineage: Eukaryota; Metazoa; Arthropoda; Insecta; Hymenoptera; Formicidae
Source: RefSeq, a predicted model, not a curated record